AUUAAAAUUGUGUGUCCAACAAUGUCAUAUUUUAUAAAGUCAUACCAUAUCUCACAGCUCGAAACCGAUCUCCUUAUCAUUCUAUUCCAUAUAUGGAUCAUUUGAUUAGAAGAAGCAUAAACACAAAAUUGAUGAUAAUGAAUGCUUGAAUAGUGAUAAAAUGUACUCUUUGUAAGGUCACAAUAGCACGGAGACAAAAGUGUAGCUUAGAAUGACUCUUUCCUUUCUUGAUUUAAAAGCAAAUUGUUGUUUAUAUCAACUCUCUUGCCACUGUCUUCUUGAUGCUUCCUAAAUCCACCCCUGCACAAACACUGAGUAAAAUUGAAAACAAAGAUAAAAGUUAUCAGUUGCUUAUAAAGUCUCAAACAGAUAUGAAGUUCGUAAUAUUUCUACUUUGUGCCUUGUUCAUUAAUAUUGAUGGACUUAAAAUUUUUGGUAUUUUGCCAUUUGCGAGUAAAUCACAUUGGCUUGUUGGUCAUGAAAUAAUUAAAUCAUUAGUUGAUGCGGGUCAUGAAGCUACUGUUCUUACAGCAUAUCCACAAAAAGAUAAAAUUAGAAAUUAUGAAGAAAUUGAUGUUUCUUUUAUAGUUGAUCACUUUGAGAAAUAUGAAAAGUUCAGCCCUUUUGAUAUGGCAAAAAUGCCAAAACUUCUCGAGAUUCCAAUACUUCAUAAUUUCGGUAAUGCACUGGUGGAGUUGGUAAUGGAAAAUCAAGAUGUUCGAAAUUUUAUAAAAACAAGGGAAAAGUUUGAUGUUUGCUUCUUGGAAACCUUUCAUGGUAAUGCACUGUCGGGAAUCUUCGAUCACUUUGACUGCAUUUAUGUGCCAUACACAAGUUCAUCAGUCUUACAAUGGGCCGACGUUAUGACAUCCAAUUUGUCACCAUCGUCUUAUGUCGUCACUCCAAUACUUCCAUAUGCGGGUAAAUUGAAUUUUGCCGAAAGAUUUUGGAACACGCUUUACAUCCAAAUUGAAAAUGUUUUUUACUACACUUAUCAUCUGCCAAGUCAGCGUGCAUUGUAUAACAAAUAUUUCCCAAAUGCUAGAAGAACUUUCGAUGAGAUGAUUAAUGGAGUUCCUUUGAUAUUUUUGAGUAGUCACAAUAGUGUCACUGGUGGUCGACCAAACUUACCGAAUAUGAUUGAAAUUGGAGGAAUUCACAUACCUAAGAAGAAGGAAUUGCCAAAAAAUAUUCAAGAAUUUCUUGAUUCAGCUGUUGACGGUGCUGUUGUCUUUACAAUGGGAUCAAUUGUCAAGGCUGAAGAGUUUCCAGAGCAUAUCCGUGUAGCUUUUACAAAUGCUCUUGGGAAAAUCAAGCAGAAGGUUUUGUGGAAGUAUGAGAAUGAGACUUUGCCUAACAAGCCUGACAACAUGAUGAUAAGUCCAUGGAUUCCACAACGUGAUAUCCUUACCCAUCCAAAUGUGAAGUUGUUCAUCAGUCAUGGAGGUUAUUUAGGUACAACAGAAGCAACCCAAGAAGGUGUACCGAUAUUGGGACUUCCUAUGUAUGGAGAUCAAGGACGAAACAUAGCAGAGAUAGCAUACCAAGAAAGAGGAUUAUUGCUCAACAUUGAUGACAUUACAGAAGAAACCAUCCUCAAGUCUCUAACGGAACUUCUCAAUAAUCCAAAGUACAAACAAAAUGCCGAAGAAGUAGCAAAAAGAUUCAGCGAUCGAGUAAUGACUCCGCAGCAACAAGUUGUCUUUUGGACAGAAUACAUCGCGAGACAUAAUGGUGCUCCAUUCUUAAAAUCAGCUGGAUGUGACCUAAGUGCAAUUCAAUUUUAUUCACUUGAUGUUUAUGGAUUGAUGCUUGCCAUUCUACUUGUAGUUUUCUACAUUCAAAUUAAGAUUUUAAAAUUGAUUUUUAAUAAGUUGACAGGAAGGUCUGGAAAAAAAUUGAAAAAAAAUUAAGGCUUAAGGUUAAAAGCAAUAGAUUCAAAAUAAUAAAAUAAUAAAGUCAAUUUAAAGUUAAAUUGAUCA
Chironomus riparius is the source of this 1982-nucleotide messenger RNA. Lineage: Eukaryota; Metazoa; Arthropoda; Insecta; Diptera; Chironomidae. The record is from the annotation of a GenBank genome assembly.